AAAUCUGGCAUAUCUGCAAAAUUUGAAGAAGCUGGAGGUGUUGAUUUGAUAGUUGUAUAUAAUUCUGGGCGAUUCCGCAUGGCCGGAAGAGGUUCUUUGGCAGGGCUAUUACCUUUUGCUGAUGCAAAUGCAGUUUUACUUGACAUGGCUAAUGAAGUGCUGCCUAAACUUUCAGCAUUGCCAAACUAUUCCAGAUCAGUUCUUGCUGGAGUGUGUGCCACUGAUCCAUUUCGUCGAAUGGACUAUUUUCUGAAGCAGCUAGAAGCAACUGGAUUUUCUGGGGUUAAGAAUUUUCCAACGGUUGGACUGUUUGAUGGUAAUUUCCUCCAAAAUCUGGAAGAAACAGGAAUGGGCUAUGGAUUGGAGACCGAGAUGAUCAACAAAGCUCAUAGAUUUGGUCUUUUAACAACUCCUUAUGCAUUCAACGAAGAUGAAGCUACUUGGAUGGCAAAGGCUGGUGCUAAUAUUAUUGUUGCGCACAUGGGUCUUACUACUGCUGGAUCAAUUGGUGCAAAAACUUAUCUUACAUUGGAGGAAAGUGUCAACCGUGUUCAAGCCAUUGCAGAUGCUACUGUUGCCAUAAAUCCUCAUGUUAUUAUUCUCUGCCAUGGAGGUAAACUUCUAACCAUGCGCUUAUAA
Dendrobium catenatum is the source of this 639-nucleotide messenger RNA. RefSeq lists its product as uncharacterized. The annotation marks the transcript as partial. NCBI's taxonomy places the organism in Eukaryota, Viridiplantae, Streptophyta, Magnoliopsida, Asparagales, Orchidaceae. The record is from RefSeq and is a predicted model, not a curated record. Gene Ontology annotation, molecular function: catalytic activity. The transcript is spliced from 3 exons.